This is a messenger RNA of Musa acuminata AAA Group (dessert banana), 1800 nucleotides long. Its product is annotated as protein Barley B recombinant-like. The transcript is spliced from 2 exons. Gene Ontology annotation, biological process: response to ethylene. The record is from RefSeq and is a predicted model, not a curated record. Gene Ontology annotation, molecular function: DNA-binding transcription factor activity; sequence-specific DNA binding. Gene Ontology annotation, cellular component: nucleus. Bases 590 to 1483 code for a protein of 297 amino acids. NCBI's taxonomy places the organism in Eukaryota, Viridiplantae, Streptophyta, Magnoliopsida, Zingiberales, Musaceae.
GGGUGUCAGGAAAUGGAUGAGAAUGGGGAGGAAGGGGGGUGGGGGAGCGAGUCCAAGUUGGUCUGCCAAAACAGGGGACCGUCCGACCACCUCCCCUCUUCCAGUGUUAUCUCUCCUCAGUCCAAACGAAACACCUGCAUUUAUGAUGAUACCAACAUUUGGUUUACAAUUCUGGCCGUCUGGAUCGAUCAAAAGCCUAUCUUUUGCCCUCUCUGUCUUCCUCCCAUUUCUAGAGGGAGAGCUCCUCUCUCCCCCCUCUCUCUCUUCUGUGGUUUGUUUCUCUGUCCUUGCCAGUGAAAAAGAUUUUUCCUUUCCUUAGUUUUUCUACUAGAUUUUGCCCACUUGCGAACAUUUACAUUGCAAAGAUCUCAACUUGGGACCUUAAAAGUCCGAUCUUUCCAUUUGCAUCCGGGGACGCAGACUGCUGGGUUCAUCGUUGCUUCCGUGGGGAGGUUGAUGGCAUUGAUGAGAUGAAUCCAAUGUGUCGUCCGAUGGGUUGAUCGAAUCGGUAUAAAAGUUCGAAUUUUCUUGUUUGGUACAGUCAGCAAUUUCGUCGGACUUCUCCUCGGUUCUUCUAUCAUCCGCUUCCAUGGAUGACGAUGGUGGAUUGGGCAUCCGGAACUGGGGGUAUUAUGAGCCGUCGUCGAAGGGAAACCUUGGACUGCGGCUCAUGUCUUCCACUGUGGAGCAGGAUGCCAAGCCCCUUUUGUCGAAUGCUGGGUUCAUUCAUCGGCACUGCAGCAUUCCGGAGCCAACAGCUCCAGUGGACUUUAUGAGUGAUGGAUGGUUUCACCAUAGCAACGACAAUAGCAAGAAUGACUAUGUGAGAGACGGGUUGAUGCGCCAUAGCAAUAACAAUAGCAAGAAUCUCCACAUUUUGCCAACGAGCCACCAACACCACCCAACUUAUAGCGUGCUCCCUGAACCCCCCACCAUCGAGAACGUCCAGAUGCUGCAACAUCUGGAGCCGCAGCCCAAGGAUGACAAGGUUCCAGUGACAGAUGAGACCGUAGUUAGAAAUGAGUCUCCUUUGAAGAAGACGCCCAGGAGUCGUGCGCAGAAACCCCCAAAGACGAAGAAGCCUAAGAAAGUCACUGCACCAAAAGAUGAGGUUGCCAAUGGUUCAGCCUCACAUGGGAAGUCUGGAAGGAAGAGCACAGGCAUGGUCAUUAACGGGAUCAAUUUUGACAUGUCGAGGAUUCCGACUCCAGUCUGCUCUUGCACCGGAAAGCAACAACAGUGCUACCGAUGGGGAAUUGGAGGGUGGCAGUCAGCGUGCUGUACCACCAGUGUGUCAAUAUAUCCCCUUCCGAUGAGCACGAAGAGGCGGGGGGCACGCAUUGCUGGCCGAAAAAUGAGUCAGGGUGCAUUUAAGAAGGUGCUGGAGAAGCUGGCUGGAGAAGGGUACAACCUUUCUAAUCCAAUUGACUUGAGGACAUUCUGGGCUAAGCAUGGUACCAACAAGUUUGUGACUAUCAGGUAAAGAUGUUGGCUUGUUCUAUCAAUCUACCUUUGCAUUGGAUCAUUGUUUUCAUGGUGUUAUUACUUUGUGUCCUGCAGAGGUCCUUCGAUAUAAGUUUGAGCAAAAUUUUCUCGUAUCUGCCAACUUAACAUGCUUUUUUAGGUUUACACACUGGGGUUAUAUGUGCAACUUGCUUUCUUCCCUGGUCACUGAAACUUGUAGUUCGAAUAGUGCUGCCUAGAUCUUAUGGUUUUCUCAUCUAAUGAAUUGUAAAUCAUCAUCACCUGCUUCAUACUCGUAAUGAUUUAGUCCAGUACAUUGAAUGUUUUGGCAUUCUA